Messenger RNA from Aspergillus campestris IBT 28561, 2256 nucleotides. Its product is annotated as HET domain-containing protein. Lineage: Eukaryota; Fungi; Ascomycota; Eurotiomycetes; Eurotiales; Aspergillaceae. The transcript is spliced from 2 exons. The coding region runs from base 1 to 2256 and encodes 751 amino acids. The record is from RefSeq and is a predicted model, not a curated record.
AUGAAUAAGAUAUUCCACGACUCCGUGGCCGACUGCCCCGUAUGCCUUGACUUGAACAGAGAGUAUCUCCGUCGUCAAUGGCGUUCUGUUGGUGGACUGUUUGGGGCGGAGUCCGAACACUCCCUGACUCUCAAGCGUCUUUCAGAGAGCUUGUCAUCAACAGGCUGUGCAGGAUGUGCUUUGAUUUUCAGCGCCGCAGACAGGAUCAAAGAAGAGUUUGGCGUGGGCUUUAGAAACGUUGUUGUUGAGUUUCUCGAUAGCGAGCAACGGUCAGGUCUCUCGAUAACACUGACAAUGCUACAUCCAAUCCAUACUCAACCGGGAGACUGGGAGAGAGCACAUGAUAAUUCUGACCUAAAGAUUGUCGCCAGUACGGGGCCCAGCGAGGAUAAUCCUAACCGAGAAUGGGAGUAUAAGAUAUCCUCGCCAAAAUAUGAAGUAUUUCUGCCAUUCGUCGCGACGGAAAGUGAUUGCAACUUAGAAGAGCGGGACUGGGGUCUUCCAACAAGGGUCCUGGACCUGGGUAACAGAGUCAGUCCGUUGACGUCCGAUACGAGGCUCUAUGUGACGCAUAGGGAGCCAGAAGCAUACGUCUGUCUCAGUCAUCGCUGGGGCUCAGAUGGAGGAUUGAGGCCUCUAGAAGCGACCGUCGAAACACUGUCCGAAUUUGAGCAGGGCAUCUCGUACCAAACUUUGCCAAAGACAUUCCAAGAUGCGGUCGUUUUCACGCGAAAGCUAGGAUACCGGUUUCUCUGGAUUGACUCGCUCUGUAUUGUGCAAGAUGACAACGAGGACUGGCUGAGGGAGGCCGGACACAUGGCCAGUAUCUAUGAGAAUGCAGAUCUAACACUGGCUGCAGCUUCAUCUUCAGACAGCAAGGGUGGUCUAUUUUGCAAGACGAUUUCGGAGUCCCUCGUCGAGGGGAAAGAGCAUGAAGAACAACAUCCUGCACUUCGUCGAUUCUCGGAUCCAUCAUUCUUUGAGUAUGACCAUCGUCAAUCGGUUGUAGAAAAGUCAGGCCCGGAAGUUAGCUCUCCGCUAAUAAAGCGUGCUUGGAUAUAUCAAGAACGCAUCCUCUCUCGCCGCAUGCUGUACUUCACGCCGCUGGAGCUCGUCUUUGAGUGUCGAGACGCAAAUAGUUCCGAGUCAGGCUAUCAGUGGAUUGAUUCUAGCUGCAAACAUGCCUUCACGCCGGUUUACGGCGCAAAUAUCUCUAGAGAAUUGGUUCCAUCCCUGUGGCGCAAAGUGGUGAGCGACUUUACGCAGCUUGAGCUCACUCUAAACAAGGACACAUUACCAGCCAUAGCCGGUGUUGCCACGAGAUUUUCUAAACAAUUAAAGGGAAAGAAGCCCAUCGGCUAUCUUGCCGGUGCGUGGAGAGAGACAUUUAUCCAAGACAUGCUCUGGGAGGCAAAACCCCAUAGAGCUGGUUACUCGUCGCGCAUCGACGCCGGCAUACCCUCCUGGUCCUGGGCUCGGAGUGACUUGCCUAAAACUUACCAAGAUACGAACUACCUGCACGCUCUCUGCCGCCUCGAAGAUGCAGUCUGCACCCCCGUUGAUUCCACAGGCAAUGUUUUCACCGGCGUGAGCUCUGGCUACGCCGUUCUUUCCGGGCACUUGCUACCAGCAACAAUGAGGAGCGCUGGUAUAGUGGUUGAUCAGAACCCGCGGGUGCACCACUACCCGGAUAGGGACUACGCCUGGUUUGACGAAGGACCUGAUAAAGUCAAUGUCGGAGACGAGCUGUUCGUGCAUCCAUUGAUGGUGUCACAGACUGAUCAUGAUCUUCGUAUCCAUGCACUCGUUCUCCGACGCUGUAGCAGCAACAGCGACGCCUUCAUACGGAUUGGUAUUUUUGGGACGCCAAUCUCGGUGCACCAUCUUCAAAAUCAUCAUUAUAUCUUUGAGGGGUCUGGCGUAUGUCUCGAGAUGUAUAAAAGGCUUGUUACAUAUGGAGAAACAUUGCUAGGACCGGACGGUUUGUAUCGCGCCCCAGAAAAAGCUAUUCCGCUCUGGUUCCAGCCUGAGUCCGAGAGUUUGCAAUCCAGUUUCCACACCCAGGCGAACUACCUUCAUCUGUGUUUGUAUGGGCCUAAGGCAGAGUUCAAGUUCAAGGAGUUCUUCGGUCAGAUGCAUCUAGACGAGUUGAGGUCUGCAAUGAGGGCUGAGAUGGAAAGGGUAGAAGAAUGGCGCCGUCGAGAAGCAGGAGGGGAAGUGCAGGUUUAUCCAAGGUGUUUGAUUAAGAUAGUAUGA